Molecule: messenger RNA, 5084 nt
Organism: Solea solea (common sole)
Lineage: Eukaryota; Metazoa; Chordata; Actinopteri; Pleuronectiformes; Soleidae
Product: vang-like protein 1
Exons: 9
Coding region: 354-1964 (536 amino acids)
Biological process (GO): multicellular organism development
Cellular component (GO): plasma membrane
Source: RefSeq, a predicted model, not a curated record
CUGCCCCCUGUGAAAUUCCUCACUAGCAGGCUGAUUCCUACGGUUAUCCAGGCUGCUUCCUCCUCCAGCGUCUACCGUGGACUCUGGGGCAAACUAUUUCACAGCUCGUGGAAACCUUAUCUGCUCCAGGAAUGAUAUUUUCACCGGUGGAGGGUUGAUGUUUCCUCACCGGGCGCCCCCAGGGUCGCUGACUGCCGACAGCUCGCCACCUCUGUCAGCCUCUCGAGUGAGUCGAUAGAUUGCCUCAAGCUCUGCAAAACAGUGCACAAGGAUCCGCUGCAUCUACCAGCGGUUGAGCCGAGUGGCCUCUGUUUUGCCCCCAAGCCCAGCUGCUUGGGUAGGACUGCAUCACCAUGGACACAGAGUCCACCUACUCGGGCUACUCCUACUACUCUGGACGCUCCCGGGGAUCCCACAGGCACGGGGAACGAAGCCGGGAUCGCCAUAAGGUGCGCAGUAAAGACAGCCGCUCAGAAAAGUCUGUUACAAUUAACACACCGCCUGCAGAGCCGCUGCUGGGUGACUCGGUCGUUCGAGGAGAGCAGGUUCAGGAUGACAACUGGGGCGAGACUACCACUGCUAUCACUGGCACAUCUGAGCACAGCCUCUCUCAGGAGGACAUUGUUCGCAUCACCAAAGACCUAGAGGACAGCGUUGGGCUAGACUGCCGCCGUUACUUCACCCUGACCUUGGCCGUGAUCCUGGGACUGCUGGUGUUCCUGACGCCAAUUGCCUUCCUGGUGCUUCCUCACCUCCUCUGGCCUGAGAAGCUGCAGAGCUGCGGCACGGCCUGUGAAGGUCUCUUCAUUUCCGUGGCCUUCAAACUACUCAUACUGCUGCUGGCCGUGUGGGCGCUGUUCUUCAGGUCGCCGCGGGCUGGCCUCCCGCGGGUCUUCCUCUUUAGGGCAUUGCUUGCUGUGCUGGUGCUGCUCUUUGUCGUCUCCUACUGGUUGUUCUACGGUGUUAGGAUACUCGACUCACAGGAUGACAACUACCAGGGAAUCGUGCAGUACGCCGUGUCGCUAGUGGACGCUCUGCUCUUCAUCCACUACUUGGCCAUCGUACUGCUGGAGCUCAGGCAGCUUCAGCCAUGCUUCUCCUUGUGUGUCACACGCUCCACAGAUGGAGAGACAAAGCACUACAAUCUGGGACAGCUCAGUAUUCAGCGAGCAGCUCUGGCCAUCAUCGAGCAUUACUAUUGCGAUUUCCCAGUCCACAACCCGGCGUUGCUCUCGGCCUCCAAAUCCCGCGCCGCAAAGCACUUGGCUGGCCUCAAGGUCUACAACGUGGAUGGUGAGUUCCCAGCAGCCCCCGCUGAGGGCCCAGGAAAUAAUGCUGCAGCAGGUCUAGCUCACUCCCAGUCCAGAGCCAUGAUCGCAGCAGCUGCUCGACGCAGAGACUCCAGCCACAACGAGCUCUACUACGAGGAGGCCGAGCACGAAAGGCGCGUCCGCAAACGGAAAGCGAGACUGGUGGUGGCAAUAGAGGAAGCAUUCACACAUAUCAAGCGCAUGCAAGAGGAAGAGCAGAAGAAGGCUCCGAGUGAUGUGAUGGACCCACGAGAGGCGGCACAGGCCAUCUUCCCCUCCAUGGCUCGAGCCCUACAGAAAUACCUGAGGACCACCAAGCAGCAGCACUGCCACAGCAUGGAGAGCAUCCAGCAGCACCUGGCCUUCUGUAUCACCAACAACAUGACGCCCAAGGCGUUUCUGGAGAGCUACCUGAACCCAGGUCCGACCCUGCAGUACAGCCGCGACCACUGGCUCGCCCGUCAGUGGACACUGAUCAGCGAGGCAGCGGUCACCAGCAGCCUGAAGGACGGCUCAAUCUUCCUGCUCAAGUGCGUGGACUUCAGUCUGGUGGUGACAUCCAAGAAGAUCCCGUACAUCCAGAUGUCGGAGGAAUACAUCGACCCCAAGUCACACAAGUUUGUCUUGCGGCUUCAGUCUGAAACCUCCGUGUAGGAAGACUUGUUUUUUUUUGUUUUUUUUCUACUCCUCACUCUUUUUGUUGCUCUCAAAUGUUUUCAUUUUGGGUUUGCAGUUUUUAUUUGAAAUUGUUUUGGAAUUUUUAUAUAUUGUAUAUGAGUCUCUAUAUCACACCCGUUUGAAUAUAUUGAUCUUUUUAUGUUGUAUUUGGAUGGAAAGAAGAAUUGCCACAGGAUUACGCUCACAGGGGUUUGGAAGCCUUGUACAUGUGUCAUUACCGUUUGUUCCUUCUGUGAGCAGUUGGAGUCGAACCAAACAGGAACAUUUGAGGUUGACGUCUCCACAGAGACCUUUUUUUUUGUCUCUGUCACACUUUUAUAUGCAUGGAACAGACCGAGGAACUAUCAAGGGCCGCGCUGGUGUGCCUCGUAUUUUGACAUUUGUCACCUGAAACAAGUAUUUUGCCUGUUUUGCCGUCUCGCCUUCAACAUCUGAAGGUAUUCAGAUGCUUUUGGACGUCAACAGAUUGAGAUGUAAAUGGAUUUAUUUCUCUCUCUCUCUCUCCAAAAAAAAAAAACAACAAAUUAAAUGCAUUUGACAAAAAAAGAAACUAAACUUCAAUCAGAUUUUGCAUUAAAUGCACAUUCAUGUAUGUUUUUAAAUUAAAAGAAAGUAUCUUAAAAGUUGGAAUAUAUGUGCUCCAAAAGGAUGUCUGACUCUUUUCAUUUCCUCCAUCACUACUUCAGGACAUCUGCACAGCUCCGGAGAAACGCGUUGUGUUUCUGCAUUUGAAACAUCAAACCUCACUAAGACCGGUCAUACAGUAGCAGCCUUGUGUUCUAAUGUUAGCAGCCAAAGAGGGGCGCUUUGGCCUGUUUCGGUGCAUGAUUUCUCUCCAGGUGCAACGGAGCAAAACCAGAAAUAUUUCCACUCCAGUUGGGAACAACACAUGCAUGCUAUGUUUAACACCAAGGUGAACUCAGAGUGAACCAGGCUAUAAAGGCCGAUGGAUAACAAUUGCCCUGCCUCAUCGCUUCAGUAACGUUCUCACUGCUUUUCACGUCCACCAAUCUGCCUGCCUGAUGUGAUGGAGAAGGGAGGGGCAGAAAAAUAUACUGAUUUCUACAGACCAUCAUUCAAAAUCUGUAAAUUCUCUCAUAAAGGCUGGUAUUCAAAUCAAUGUGCAUGUGGUGAAUUCAGUGUAAUGGACAUUUCCACUGCACAUCAACAGAAUUAUGUUGUCAUCAGAAUUCAUAAAGUUGGAUGUUGUUAAGUCACCUUCGACAAAACUCUCCCUGAUAUUUUCCCACAUUAAAAGCUUUUUAAAACCACAGUAAUCAGGACCGCUCGAAAAAUAGCUGAUUGUUGAGUUUCAUCCUCAGGUUCUUAACAUAUGGGACCAUGGCUCUCUGUUCUCAGAGGACCUCCUUUAAUACGAGACAGGCGACUGGCGACGAUCUUUCCAGAGGAGUAAAUAUUAAAAUAUUGCAAUAUUUCAAAGCCUGAUAUUGUGUCAAUUCUCUAAGCACUGUAUUGAUAUUCUGACAGUUUUGUGUUGUAUUUAAGCCUCCAACCACUAGUUACAUACGUCUAACAGAUGUAUGUAAUCGCCAAAUUCUUGCCAAAACACAGGCCUGAUGUUGACACGCAUUCAUUUCCUUUUCCUGAAGUGUGCAUAAUAGUUGUCGUAGAACAACCAAUAGGAUCACGCGCUCUCUCUGAACUGUGCUUUGACUGGUGGAACCCUCCAGUUAUUGGCCAGAAUUCUCAAAGGCUUGAAACAGAGCCCAGAGGAGGUGCUGCAUUCUUCAUCUCCUUCUGUUCACUUGACUGACGUUACACUGAAAAGUUAUCAUGGGAUUUUAUUUUAUUUUAUUUUUUUUUUUUAAAUCAAUAAUGCCAAAAAAUCCUGCCAACUGUACCUUUAAAAGAAGACAUUAUUUUGCCUUUAUUUCUCAAUACUUGACAUGCAAAACAGGUCCUUAGUGAUGAAAACCCUACAGCAACUUCACUGGCUGAAAUGUUGGGAUUUUUGGUUUAAAAAAGGCGCAUGUGGGAAUAAUUUUAUCAAGAAAACAAGGCAAAUAAGAACUAAUCACAGGUUCCUUUCUCCCACUGGCGUAACCGGAAGCCAUAGUUUGAGAAUUUACAGUAUUUAAAGUAUGAUUUCACAUUUCAGGGCUCACAUGACUUUGCUCUUGUGUCUAUAACAUACAGUAAGUUAAUGCAUGAAUUAGCAGUAAGAGCUGGGUAGAAGCAGGGUGGAACCUGGUUCCCAACUGGACCGUCUGGUUUUCUUUUCCCACCUUGUUUUGUCUGUUUAUGAAACACGCUCACAGGGAAACCCUCGGGUCAGCCACUUUCAAUGAAGACUCAAGACUCUUACUAUUUCUUUCACCUAAGGAAUUGUCAUGCCAGGAAAAUCAACAGUAAAAUUAAGCCAAGACUAAUUAUAGUGACUAUUUUUAUUUUAUUUUUUUUAAACCCUACUUGUCUUUUGUCAUCUGGAAAUAUCACCAAGAGUGUUUUAAAAAAGGAGGCUAAACACUGAGCUGUCACGUCAAAGCGAUCCUCUGUGGCUGUAAGAAGAUCUGUCCCCCGCUGCCCCCUGCUGGAAGCAGUGACCUGUUUUCCCUAAAAAUGUUUUUUUGUUCUUUUUUGUUUUGUUUUUUUUGAAAACCGUUGUUCCACUGGAAACUUGUAACUUUCACACAAACUAGUAAGAUGUUUACAAAAGGCCCUUUUCGCGCUGUUGCAAAUAUCUUUUCUCAAAGCACCUGCCACUGGUCGUUAUUUUACUGACAGGUGAACUUUUAUGAUCCCAGUGUGACUGUGCCCUUCUGUUUUUACACUGGAUCUAUUUAUGUGAUCAAGCAUGUGUGUAUGUUUGUAUGUAUGUAUGUGUGUGUGUGUGUAUGCCAUUCCAGUUCAAAUGACCAGCCUCCACCCCUCUUCUUCCUCCUCCUCUUCCUCAAAACCACCAUCUGUCUCGAUGUUACCAGGUUUUACCUUGGACAAUUUGAUGACGAUCAUGUGAUGUUGCAAUGUAAGACAUGUUUCAUUUUCACACUAUUAGCAUUUGUAGAAAAAAAAACACCGAGCGAGACAGUCGGAGAGAAAAAGAAAAUAAAAUAAACAUUUUGAUGAACCUUUGAA